Messenger RNA from Pogona vitticeps (central bearded dragon), 1703 nucleotides. RefSeq names its product cytochrome P450 4B1-like. The record is from RefSeq and is a predicted model, not a curated record. Gene Ontology annotation, molecular function: heme binding; oxidoreductase activity, acting on paired donors, with incorporation or reduction of molecular oxygen; iron ion binding. Lineage: Eukaryota; Metazoa; Chordata; Lepidosauria; Squamata; Agamidae.
UCUUGUCCAACUUUUGGAGAAAAACAGUCUUCCUCUCUCUCUCUGGCGACGACAGUUGUUGAUGCUUAGUCUGAAAUCAGAAACAAGCACGCUAGAAAAUGAUUGAGAUGGGGAAUCAAAUAAAUACCUCAUGGUGGUCCUGUCUACCUGGAAGCAUCUCUCAGCUUUUUCGUCUGACUGUUGGCUUGAUCCUUACCUGUGUGGUUCUGAUGAUUAUCCACCUAUUUCAGAGAAGGCAAAAACUACUCAAUGCGUUCAGAGAUUUCCCAGGUCCCCCUGCUCAUUGGCUCUAUGGCCAUAUCUACAAGUGGGAAAAUGGAGGAGAACUACGAAGCGUGGCAAAAUGGACUGAAACAUUUCCAAGAUGUUUUCCUUUGUGGUUUGGAAGAUUUGUAGGUGGCUUGCUCAUCAACCACCCUGAAUAUGCCAGAGAAGUCCUCAGCAGAGGGGAUCCUAAACAUACCUUAACACAUAAAUUCUUCCUUCCGUUCAUUGGAAAAGGGUUAAUACUUCUGGAUGGGACAAAGUGGCAACAGCACCGGAAGCUCCUCACCCCAGGAUUUCAUAAUGAGAUUCUCAAGCCUUAUGUAACUCUAAUAGCUGAAUCAGUUAAAGUAAUGCUGGAUAAAUGGGAAAAAGGGGUCUCAGAAGAUCCAGAAGCAUCAGUGGAAAUAUAUAAGGAUGUUUGCCUGAUGACGCUUGACAGCAACAUGAAAUGUGCCUUCAGUUUCCACAGCAACUGCCAGAUGGACAGGGAUAAUCCCUAUGCUAAAGCUAUAUUUGACAUCACCUACCUGAUUACUGAGAGACUGAAGAUACCUCUUUACCAAAGCAAUCUUAUUUACUGGUUUACCUCUCAGGGGCAUCAGUUCCGCAAAGCCUGUAGAGUAUCUCACUGCCACACAGACAGAGUAAUAAGAGAGCGACAGAAGUCAUUGAAGGAUAACAAUGAAAGCAUCCUAAAGAAGAAGCACUUGGACUUUCUAGACAUUCUUCUGUUGGCAAAGGAUGAAAAGGGACGUCCAUUGCCUCAUGAGGACAUACGUGCAGAGGCUGAUACUUUCCUGGCUGCAGGCCAUGAUACUUCAACUAGUGCAAUCUCUUGGCUCUUCUACUGCAUGGCCCAAAAUCCAGAACACCAGCAGAAGUGCAGGGAAGAGAUUAAAGCCCUCCUUGAAGACCAAGACACUAUUAAAUGGGAUCACUUGAGGAAAAUGACAUACACCACCAUGUGCAUUAAGGAGACACUUCGAAUUUACCCUCCCAUAAGUGUAAUGCUUCGAUUACUGAAGGAACCUCUGACAUUUCAUGAUGGCAGAACUCUCCCAGAAGACCUCCUGGUUGGAAUAAGUAUAUAUGGCAUCCACAGAAACCCUGAAAUAUGGAACAAUCCUGAGGCAUUUGAUCCCAUGAGAUUUUCCCCAGAGAAUUCCCAUUCACGGCAUCCCUAUGCUUUCAUACCUUUUUCUGCUGGGUCAAGGAACUGCAUAGGGCAGCAGUUUGCCCUCACAGAAAUGAAGGUGGCUCUUGCUUUGACUUUGCUCAAGUUUGAACUGAAACUAGACCCAGCAAAGCCAGCAACUCCUGUGGUUCAAAUUGUCACAUCUCCUGAGAAUGGGAUGUACCUGAAGCUGAAGAAACUUCCUCCAUACCUGCUCUCCUCUUGCAACAACCUGGAGGGAAAUUACUUAUGCGAGACAUAG